GCUAGACUGCAGGCAGCAUGGCACCCAAAAAGAAAGGGAAGAAAGGCAAAGCCAAAGGCAAUUCGGUUGUUGAUGGGCUCGCACCAGAGGACAUGACGAAGGAGCAGGGUACCUCAUUUGAUGCCCUGUGCCUGGUCAGGUAGAGGAACAUGUUGCCCGCAUCCGGGAGGAGCUGGACCGAGAGCGAGAGGAGCGCAACUACUUCCAGCUAGAGCGCGACAAAAUCCACACCUUCUGGGAGAUCACAAGAAGGCAACUGGAGGAAAAGAAGGCUGAGCUUCGAAAUAAAGACCGUGAGAUGGAGGAGGCAGAGGAAAGGCACCAAGUGGAGAUCAAGGUGUACAAACAGAAAGUAAAGCACCUAUUGUAUGAGCACCAGAACAACCUGGCGGAGGUGAAGGCUGAGGGUACCGUAGUCAUGAAGCUGGCCCAGAAGGAGCAUCGCACACAGGAGGGCGCCCUGCGCAAGGACAUGCGGGUGCUGAAAGUGGAGCUCAAGGAGCAGGAGUUGGCUAACGAGGUGGUGAUAAAGAACCUUCGUCUGAAACAUGCUGAGGAGAUCACCAAGAUGCGAAAUGACUUUGAAAGGCAAGUUCGAGAAAUUGAGGCCAAGUAUGAUAAGAAAAUGAAGAUGUUGAGAGAUGAGCUUGACCUUCGAAGAAAGACUGAGAUCCAUGAGGUGGAGGAGAGGAAGAAUGGCCAGAUCAGUACGCUGAUGCAGCGUCAUGAGGAGGCCUUCACUGAUAUCAAGAACUACUACAAUGACAUCACUCUUAACAACCUGGCACUAAUCAAUUCCCUCAAGGAACAGAUGGAGGACAUGCGGAAGAAAGAGGAGCACCUGGAGAGGGAGAUGGCAGAGGUGUCUCUGCAGAACAAGCGGCUGGCAGACCCUCUGCAGAGAGCGAAAGAUGAGAUGAAUGAGAUGCAGAAGAGGAUUGGAAACUAUGAACGGGACAAGCAGAUCCUGGUUUGUACAAAGGCACGUUUAAAGGUUGCCGAGAAGGAGCUGAAAGACCUGCAGUGGGAGCAUGAGGUACUGGAGCAGCGGUUCAUCAAGGUACAGCAGGAGAGAGACGAGCUCUACCGUAAGUUCACUGCAGCCAUCCAGGAGGUGCAACAAAAGACAGGCUUCAAGAACCUAGUGUUGGAGCGUAAACUGCAGGCACUGAAUGCUGCUGUGGAGAAGAGAGAGGUGCAGUUCAACGAGGUGCUGGCAGCCUCCAACUUGGAUCCUGCAGCACUAACGCUUGUGUCCCGCAAACUUGAGGAUGUUCUAGAAUCAAAGAAUACCACCAUCAAGGACUUACAGUAUGAGCUGGCCCGGGUCUGCAAGGCCCACAAUGACCUGUUGCGUACAUAUGAGGCGAAGUUAUUGGCCUUUGGGAUCCCCCUGGACAAUGUGGGAUUCAAGCCCCUGGAGACAGCAGUGAUUGGACAGACACUGGGACAGGGCCCUGCCGGACUUGUGGGUGCCCCUACAUAGCCACCGUCUGGGGGCUUUUGCCUUUAGACCUUGCCUGCCCUACUUUGCAAAUGAUACCUAUUCUACUCCACAAACAGCAAGUU
Messenger RNA from Phodopus roborovskii (desert hamster), 1569 nucleotides. It is a transcript of the gene Gas8, whose product is annotated as growth arrest specific 8. Gene Ontology annotation, biological process: flagellated sperm motility. The record is from RefSeq and is a predicted model, not a curated record. Gene Ontology annotation, molecular function: small GTPase binding; microtubule binding. The coding region runs from base 299 to 1486 and encodes 395 amino acids. The transcript is spliced from 11 exons. Gene Ontology annotation, cellular component: microtubule; Golgi apparatus; motile cilium. Lineage: Eukaryota; Metazoa; Chordata; Mammalia; Rodentia; Cricetidae.